CACUGCCUAGAUAUCUUAUUGAAGAAGUUGUUCCUUCGAUUGCACUGUCUUACUGUACUCCAUACGCUCCUUCAGCCUCGUUCAAGAUGGCAUGGAUAGUUUUCCUCUCAUUCCAAUCAAACGACAUCAUUUUCAGCGAUUGGGUCACUCUCCUUACUCUUUGCCUCGCACCAUUAAUUGCUCACAUCGCUGCUGGUGUUCCUCCUCCAAUAUACCUCCAUAGCAAUCGGCCGAGCUGGCACGACCGUAUCUGCCACUAUAAUCCCACCUCAAUCCUUUGGCGAUAUCUCGCCAUUGCGGACAGACGUCUCAGGGCAAAAUCAUGGAAUACCUUGGAUUUGGCGGCUACUAAUGCUAUCUUUUGGGAUGGACAUAAAUGGGAUGGAUCAGAAGAUAUGAUCCAAAGAAGUCGAGAUUUUUGUAUUCGAGGACCAAGCCAUCACCAUAUCGACCCACUCUCAAUGAGUACGAUUGUUACUCUUGUCGUCACUUUACAAGGUGUGCAAGCUCUGUACAGUUUGGUCCACGGUACGCAAGGGCUCUAUGCAUAUACGGUCGCUCUCAACACGAUAUUCUUUCCGCUGGCUACACUCGGCUUGUUGAGGCUGCCUGCUGCACUGUGGUUGACGACCGAUUAUGCGUACCGACACAACGAAGACUGGGAGUCUGAUACUCCUGAAAUGGGACUUCAUCCGAAUUUGGGGGUGCGUUCGAAUUCAGCACUUGUCCGACCUACUACAAACUCACUGGACGCCCCCAUUGUUCCAAAUCGCUUUCGUUCGCAUCGUGGCUGGCUAAGCAUUGCGGUCAGGGGUUUCUACCUGAUCAUGAUCACUGGACUUCUAGUUCUCUGCAUCUACAUGCUGACUGCCCCUGUUGGAACUGGGGAUGCAGAAUUCUCGGCUACCAAUCUCACCCUGAAUUUGACGUUUUUGUUCUUUCUGGCAUUCUCCACAGGGACCAUUGGCGCUUAUAUUCUUCUCGGUCGUUGCAAGACGACGAUUAUUCCCUGUAUCACAGCAACUUGGUACAAGAUCUACACGGGUAUUCUCUUCGCGGCCAUGUUCACAGUCUUCAUCAUUGCAUGUCUCGAGACUAGAAGGACACCAUGUGGCAGAUUCACUACCUAUCCGAAGACAAUUGCCAAUGAUUGGGGUGUUUGUGGGGAGUCGACGUAUGCAGAAAUAGCUGCAGAGCACGAUACAACGUCAAGCCUGCCCGUGAGUCGGACCAAUGGUACUCAGCUAUCCUACGCCGCGAUUUACUUCAAUUCGACUUAUGGCAUAGCAAUGAAUGCUGGCGAGGACGAGAUUGUGGUUAUUGCUAUUGAUGGAUGGUGUAAGAUUGAUUCUGAGAUUACCCUGGCAGAUAUAUCCAUGUUUAAGCCGACGAAUUUCUCCUUGACAGCAUGAGCUUUGGUAGUAUUUAAUGCAGCAUUUUACACGGGCAAGUCAUUAUGAAACUAUGUUGAUCAGUUAGUCUAACUUCUAUCUCAUGAUUACUGAUCGCACGUCACACCCUCGGUCAAGCGCUCUUUCCUCCU
Mollisia scopiformis is the source of this 1543-nucleotide messenger RNA. RefSeq lists its product as uncharacterized. Bases 87 to 1412 code for a protein of 441 amino acids. The record is from RefSeq and is a predicted model, not a curated record. NCBI's taxonomy places the organism in Eukaryota, Fungi, Ascomycota, Leotiomycetes, Helotiales, Mollisiaceae. The transcript is spliced from 2 exons.